AUGGCCAACAUUCCGCUGCACUGCAACAUUUGCCCCAAGAAGCCAAACUUCAGCGAUGUCUCGCAUCUACUCACCCACAUCGCCAGCAAAGGCCACUUAUCCAACUACUACAAGGUCAAGGUCCGCUCCACCAACGAGGAUGCAUCCCGCCGGCUCAUUGAGACGUACGACCAGUGGUAUGCCGAAUGGGCUGUCGAAGAGCUCAUGUCGGACCGGAUGAACCAGAAGGACAAACGCCGUACCCGCGCGAGACCCUCUGCCCGGCCGACGCCUCCGGUCAAGAUCGAGGCCCCCGCGCCACGUCCUCUACGUCGCGCCGCCGCAAGCACUCUCCUCGAUCCACGCCUGUCGGAGCAGCAGCACACGAUGAUCAAGCUAGAGCAAUCACCUUCUCCGACGCCGCAACCUCACGGCCCGGUCCUCCGCAAUCGCAAUACCUUCGCACCUCAUAUGCAGUACUGGCCUACAGAGUCUCGCGCCAGCUCUCGCAGCUAUACAAACCCAGACUAUGAUACUUCCAGUGAAUACUCCGAUCCGAGCGAGCAGCGUCGGAGGUCAUACCGGUACAACGCUGCGGCUUCGUGUGCCGUUGAAGAUGAACCUGCUGAGGUCGCAGAUCCGAUGGCUGUCAGCGAGUCGACCAAACUCAAAGGUGUCUACUGGCCUGGCAUGGACAUCUUCGACUCUGCUACCCCAGAGAUGCGGCGUAAGAGGAACCAAAAGAAGGACAGCUCUGUCGUCGAACAGCUGGAGCUCAACUCACAAGUAGUCGAAGCAACUGAGCUCAUCUUCACACCGUUGGGAUCUUUCAAACGCCAGCGCAGGAUCUCUUGCUCGGAGUCUGACGAAGAGGAUGAGGUCGAGAUUAAGACUGAGAGCCCCCAGCCUGUACGUCGGCGACCUGCACUCGCCAGUCUUGAUGCAAACACUACUCGCCGCUCUACUAGACAGUCCAAGCGGCCCGUGUUUCCUAUUCUCAGCCGCAACCAAUACGAUGAUGAUCGCGGCCGUCCUGGCUACGACCAUAGUCGCAACAACCGUGCUCCGAAGCGGAAGCAGUUCGACGUUUACCAAGACGAGGAUGACGUUCCAUUCUCGCAGCCCAAUGGCAUGAACUAUCUUACAUCGGGCUUCACUCACCAAGCAUCUCCAUCUCCUGCACCUGCAUUCAACUCUUACAAACCCUUCAACGACCCAUUCCAGUAUGAUAACAAGGAGAACGUUCUGCCUUCGUUCCACCAAACGGCUUAUGGUAACUUUCAUGGCCAUCAGAACAAUGCCUACCAGUAUCCCACCUACUCCUAUGGCAUUGGGCCUGAUCAACAGGCCUUCCAGUACACCAGUCAUCUCUACAACACUGCAAGCGCGUACCAGCAACAGGACCAAGAUGACGAUGACCAACGUACCAUCACAGCUCCACCUUCGCCGUCUACAAGCUAA
This is a messenger RNA of Alternaria infectoria, 1440 nucleotides long. RefSeq lists its product as uncharacterized. The record is from RefSeq and is a predicted model, not a curated record. NCBI's taxonomy places the organism in Eukaryota, Fungi, Ascomycota, Dothideomycetes, Pleosporales, Pleosporaceae. The transcript has 2 exons. The coding region runs from base 1 to 1440 and encodes 479 amino acids.